UAAUAUAGGUCAUCUCACUAUAGAGGCACAAGUGCAAAUAUGACAUACUAAAAUUGGCCGAGAUUCAUCCAGCUGAAUUUUCAUAACUGAAGACUGAAGCCUAAUUUUAAUUAUUGCGAUUUAGCAAUGACAUAAUUUGUAAAUUUUAUCAGAAACAAUUUUUAAUUUAUUUUAUAGUUACACGUUACGUUUUUAAAUGUGGAUGUGAUUCUUAAUAAUUAAUAUAUAUAAUACUUUGUCAAUAGUACAAAAUGGAUGCUUCUAAGAGAAAAGUCGAUUCAUCUUUAGACUUGCAGCGCAAGUUAGCUUUGAAAACACUUUCUCGUGCAGAUGAAAAAGCGUCUGAUAAUUCAAAACGUGGCAGUAUGAGUAUAUCGUAUUUAUUAAGGCCAAAUGAAAGUGCACGGGCUCAAUCAGUAGUUACCUUGAAUCCAUCAAAUUUCUUCAAUAUUAGCGACAUGAUUGCAGAUAUAACUCCUGGAGAUUUAAAUAGAGAUUUAGAGCAAACACAUGCGGCAGCGCCGACUGAUGAUAUUUCCCAAUCUGUUCAACAAAUAUUAGCCUCCAGUUGCGUUAAAGAUGUUCAAGAUUCCGUCUUAGACUUGGAAGAUAUUAAAGAACAAUCAAUACAAAAUGAUGUCGCAAAUACUUUCCUCACUCCAUCUUUUAAUUUUGGCGCUGAUCUUUCUGAAGAAGCAAAAAAACAGAAUUUUACCGGCCUUUCUUUUAAAUCUGUUGAGGGAGACGCUCACGAGAGAUUACUUCAAGAUGAAGCAGAUUGGCAAAAAGAUUGUGGUAUAUUGCCUGUUCAAAGCAACGACAAAUUGAACUUUACUAAUUUUUCUGGUUAUUUGCCUUCGUCAGGCAGCAACAUGAAAAACUUUUUGGAGGAAAGUGUUGCUUCAAUUGGAGAUUAUUUUCAAGGUUCCAGUAAUAUUAAGAGUAUGAUUAAUGUAAAAACGCCCGUUAAGCAAAAACCAGUGCCAUUAGUCGAUCUGGACAAAAUAAGUUUUAAUCAUAUUGAAAAUAAUAACAGAAUUACACCAUCAAUCAAAAUUGAUGACGAAGAGAUCAUUACUAACAAAAAUAGGAACUCUGUGGCUAGUUUGUCAACAAUCGCUAGAGCUUUAAAUGAGAUUUCAGUGAAUGAUUCUCCUCAAACGAUCUAUAAUGCCAUCAUGAAAAAGACAAACACUACUAUAACUCAUGAUGAAGAAAUAGAACAAAUUCUACGUAGAUCAGAUGAAAGCGUUAUCAUUUCGGGAAGCAUUGGAGUUAAGGCUAAUAAAGAAAACUCGGAUCCCAAUUCACGCAGUGCUUCUUCAUCGACUUUAAAUUCAACUGCUGAUUUUAUUGGUUUAACAGAAAAUUUUGCAGCUGAUUUAGAAAGCACUAACAUAGAAGAUAUGGUUUUCCAAAGUAAUAGUCGUAAAAAUAAAAGCCCUAUCCGAAUGAUAAGUCAAACUUCAAUGAAAAGUGGUCUAGAAAAUUGGAUUAAACCUGAUGAAAUAAUUUUGAAAAACUCUGACAUAUCCAAAAUCAAAAAUAUUGCAGUAAGCGAUAUAGUUCAAAAUUCAAAGAAAGAGGAAUCAAUUAUAAUGAUUUCUGAUGAUUCAAAUAAACAAGAUUUGAAUAUUUCUAUUAGAGCUAGUGAUGUUGAUUUUCCUGUAUGUUGUCCGAUGAAUUACAGCUUAAAACUGUUAUCAAAAUCUGGUAGCCGACUUUAUAUUAAGGUUAAGUUUUUAAAACUUGUUAUUGGUAAUAAGCUUGUACAACAUACUAAUAUAGAAGACUAUUUUAAAAUUGAAAUGCUUGAGAAUUCAGUUUUUGUGGAACCUCAAAAAGAAAAGUUGUUCACUAUCAGGGUUUGGGGUUUUUCCGCUGCACCGAUGAAUAUCACUUUAGCAAUUGAAGGAUCUGAUGCAAUUGAUGAAACAAACAAGAAACUAAUCGAACAUACAUUCAAAAUAAAUUUCUAUAAGCCAUCAAUAAUUGCUUCUUUUGCUGAUAAUGAACAAGAAAUAGUUAAAAACAUCAAUUUCGGAAAUCUACCUAGUCGAAGCACUGAAACCAUUGGUAUUAUGUUAACUAAAUCGUGCUCUAAUAGUAUACCUCUUACAAUUAAAAUGCGGGGCGGAUCUAAACAAAAAGCAUUUGGCAUUGUAACAGCAUCUGGUACAAAUGUCGUACAGUACAGUGUGGAGCUCCAAAAUAAACUGCUUUGCAAAGUGAGAUUUACCACAUGUGAUGAAACUGAGAGGAGGAUAAAAGUACAUGAAGAGCAGCUAGAUAUAGGAUUAUUUGUGAACGAUCAAUUUUUAGUUAUAAAAUCGAUCCAACUAAAAGGCACAGAAUUUUAUAGUAAUGUGUUAUUCAAUAAAGACUAUUAUCCAUUGCAUUUGGAAUAUGGUAGCACAGGAUCCUUACUUUUAUAUAAUGAUGGUCUAAUUGAUUUAGUUUACGAUAUAUUUAUUGCUGAUGAUAUUGAGAGUGAGACUCCAUGUAAUGAUGAUAUCUUUUCUGUUGAAUUACCACGGAUUACAUUAAGAUGCGGAGAAGAACUUUCGUUAAAAGUUACUCUGAAUAAAGAGUUAUUGAAUACAGCAAAAAGGUAUGUUGUGUUUAAACAAACAUUCAAUGGCCCGUCUCUGCAGUGGCCAAUUAUUGGAAAAUCAAGAUCCAUUCAAAAAUAUCUUAAGUGCUUCAUGAGUCCAUCGAGAAUUGAUAAAAAGGUUGAAUCGGGUCGAACUUCUCCAAGUAUCAAUUUAAAGGAAACACUACUGGGCGCAACUUCACCUACAAAUUUGUCUGUGAUGUCAAAUUUUAAAGUAUCUAAUAAAGUAUCACCGGCUAAGUCUACUCAAUCCAGUUUUAGUUCAGGAAGUGCAAUUGGAAAUAGGUUGCCAAUACGUGCUAUGAAGACACAUAUUUCUUGGCCUAGCACUAAAAUUGGAAAAACUAUGAGCCAAGAUGUCACAAUAAAAAAUAUUUCGGAUCACAGAAUCAAAAUUAUUAUCAAUAUAAUGAAAAGUGGGUUUACUUUGGGAUAUAAUAAUGAGUGUUCUAAUUCAAUGACCAUGAUAUUGCAUGGAUCAGAAGUUCGGACAUUUUCAGUCAUCUUUUCACCACAACGCAACGGACUUUAUUCAACAAAGCUCGAAUUUACAGAUAACCGACAUGCUACUCGUUUAACGUUGCCACUUGUGGGUUUUGGCGGUUAUAGUGAAGUAGCAAUUAGCGGCGUAUUUAAGUUGCCUAAUGACAAAAACUUUUUGUCACUUGGACAAUUCAGCAGCAUUAAUGCUAUGAGUGAAAGUAUAAAACUAUAUAAUAAAGGCACUGUUCCCGCUUUUGCAUAUGUUUCGUGCGACAGUUUUCGAAGUAACUUGUUACUUAGUACAAGUGAGAUAAGUAUAACGCCAGAAAUAAUGAUUAUCCAGCCCAAUACUUUCAAAAUAGUAAACAUAAGUUUCAAACCUAAAAAAGGUUGUGUAAAUAAUUAUAAUACUGAUGUCAUUGAAUUAGCUGCGCUAACAAUCAUGACGGGCGACGAUGGUUUACGCCAACGUGCCAGGAAAUUAUAUCAAAGUUAUCCAAUGCACAAAGGUGAAAAAAUUUGGUCAAAGUUGUUGCCUCUCUUUGUACAACUGGAUGAUGAACCAUGUUACUCUGAAAUUUCGUAUAUCAAAGAACCAAUGAGUGCCUUAUAUGAUAUCAUUGCUCCUCUAAAAAUAAACGAUAUAUCCGUAACCGUGGAAAAUCGUACAAUCAAUAACGAUUCUACAAUUUUGGCUGAUGAGACAAUAUUGUUCCAAUCUUUGUGUGCUGAAACGUUGAACAUUAGCGACACUGCGAUGGAAUCUUUAACUUUCGAACCCAGUCGAAUCAUUUUCUAUUUGCCUUCAAAUAUUUCAGAUGUAGUGAAACUUUGUAACAAUUAUGACACUACACAAAAAAUUAAUAUAACCGCCCAUACAUGGUUUAAAAUUAGACCGAUGUGUGCUGUAAUUGCACCGAAAUCCCAUUUGGAAAUCACUGUAUCAUAUGUAGGUGGUCAUUUGCAAAGAUCUCAAUCAACAUCUUUGCAGAUCUUAACUGAUAAUGAUGUUAUUAAGAUUCCAAUUGAAGUUAAUACAUAAGAUUUUAAUAGAUUUUAAACUAAAACCAGAGUUGUGAUAUUUUUAUC
Molecule: messenger RNA, 4186 nt
Organism: Ctenocephalides felis (cat flea)
Lineage: Eukaryota; Metazoa; Arthropoda; Insecta; Siphonaptera; Pulicidae
Gene: spd-2
Exons: 1
Coding region: 252-4139 (1295 amino acids)
Biological process (GO): centriole replication; mitotic spindle assembly; centrosome duplication
Cellular component (GO): pericentriolar material; cytoplasm; centriole
Molecular function (GO): protein kinase binding
Source: RefSeq, a predicted model, not a curated record